AUGGAGGAAUUACUGCAUAUGCAUAGACUGCGUCUGUUGAAUGCAGAGCAUACAAGUACCCGUGAAAGUCCUGCAAAACUUUUCAAAUCUCGAAUUCUCAAAAAGCAUCUGAUGUCCACGACUUCUAAUGUACAUUAUUACAAAGGGAAAGACUAUAGACCUUCUGUUGGAAUUAUACUACAAAAAAUGGGAAAUCGAGUGGUGAAGAUAUUAGACAUCAAAGAUCACUCAGUUCAUAACAGACACCUGGACAAAGUGACAAUAAAUGAAGUAGGUCGUUCCAAUUAUAAUUUUAAUGAUUCCGCUACUAAUCCUGAUUUUGUAGAUAAUUCAGAAAUAAGUCCAGAUAAUACUGAUGAAAAUAAUAUCACAGAAUCAGUUAGAAGGUCGCAGCUACUUGCAAGCAAACCGAGACAUCGUUAUAAAUACGCAAGGAGAUAUUCGACGUGUGGCGGAUGUGGUGAUUGAC
Molecule: messenger RNA, 469 nt
Organism: Trichobilharzia regenti
Lineage: Eukaryota; Metazoa; Platyhelminthes; Trematoda; Strigeidida; Schistosomatidae
Source: the annotation of a GenBank genome assembly